AUGUCUGAUACCGAGAAGAAAGUCAGAGUGUCUGGCGAACAGCAGCGGCCUGCAGAGGCGGCACUGCCAACUACGAGUCCUAUUGCAGAGAAAGCAGAACCUCCGAAGCCAUCGCUGCAUCCUGCCGCCUACGUGGUAACAUGGAUUGGCUUCAGUGGUGGUGUCAUUCUUUUCAACAAAUGGCUUCUGGACACUCUCGGAUUUCACUUCCCCAUCUCUCUAACUGCCUGGCACAUGAUCUUUGCGACUAUCAUGACACAGAUACUUGCUCGAACUACCACUCUGCUUGAUGGCAGGAAGACUGUCAAGAUGACUGGCCGGGUCUACAUGCGCGCCAUACUACCCAUCGGCUUCUUCUUCAGUCUCAGCCUGAUAUGUGGCAACCAGGCAUACUUGUACCUUUCUGUGGCUUUCAUACAAAUGCUGAAGGCCACUAUGCCCGUCGCGGUGCUUAUCGCAUCUUGGUCCCUCGGCGUUGCUCCAGUCAACCUGAAGCAACUCGGCAAUGUGUCCUUCAUCGUCGUUGGUGUUGUCAUCGCCUCCAUUGGUGAGAUUGAAUUCAACCUCACUGGCUUCCUCUACCAAGCUGGUGGCAUCACCUUCGAGGCGACCCGAUUAGUCAUGGUCCAGCGUCUGCUUAGCUCUGCUGAGUUCAAGAUGGAUCCUCUGGUCUCUCUGUACUAUUUUGCACCAGUGUGCGCCGUGAUGAACUCACUCGUGGCCUUGGCGCUUGAGGUCCCGAAGAUGACUAUGAAGAACAUCUUCGACGUGGGGCUCGUGAUGUUGGUCGCCAAUGCUAUGGUCGCUUUCCUGUUGAAUGUGUCUGUUGUAUUCUUGAUUGGCAAGACCUCAUCCUUGGUGCUCACUCUUUGCGGUAUCCUCAAGGAUAUUCUGCUGGUGAUGUGCUCCAUGCUUAUCUGGGGAACACAGGUCAGCUUGACCCAGUUCUUUGGCUACUCAAUCGCUCUGGGAGGCCUUCUCUACUACAAGCUAGGCGCCGAUCAGCUCAAGCAACAUGUCAGCCAAGCUGGCCGCUCAUGGGCCGAGUUCGGUGCCAACCGACCCGUUGCGCGGAAGCUUGUGAUCGGAGGUCUGGUGUUCACUACGAUCCUCAUUCUACUCGGCGGACUUGGUCCAACAGUCGCUCCAGGCCAGACUCAGUCGCUCAAGGACUAUCUGAGCUCUGCCGGACUUCCAGGACGCUGA
This is a messenger RNA of Cyphellophora attinorum, 1206 nucleotides long. Its product is annotated as putative sugar phosphate/phosphate translocator. Gene Ontology annotation, molecular function: antiporter activity. Lineage: Eukaryota; Fungi; Ascomycota; Eurotiomycetes; Chaetothyriales; Cyphellophoraceae. The record is from RefSeq and is a predicted model, not a curated record. The transcript has 5 exons. Bases 1 to 1206 code for a protein of 401 amino acids. Gene Ontology annotation, cellular component: Golgi apparatus; endosome; trans-Golgi network.